AAAAUUCGCAUACAGAGAAGCGAACUUAAAAGAACACGUGUGCUACUUACUUGUAACAAUAUGGCGCCGCGCAGAGAAUUUCGAUCUAACCUCAAUUCGACAAAAGUAUUGAAGAAAAAUACCAAGAAUUGGUAUGAAAAUUACUUAGAAUGGGGAAAAUUAAGUUCCUUAUUCACAGAUCCCAGAAAAUUGUUUUUAAUUGGAAGACUGUUUAUCAUUUUGGAAAUCAUUCUGAACAUAUUGAUUAUCGAAAGGAUACCAUAUACAGAAAUCGACUGGAAAGCAUAUAUGCAAGAAGUCGAGGGCUUUUUGAAUGGAACGUUGGAUUACUCGAAAUUGAAAGGUGACACUGGACCAUUAGUCUACCCUGCAGGAUUUGUUUAUAUAUUUUCUAUAUUGUACUUCAUCACGGAACAUGGAACAAAGAUAAAAAUAGCACAGUAUUUCUUUGCAGUUCUUUAUAUUGUGCUACUCAUAUUAGUUUUUCGAAUUUAUACGAAAACUAAGAAAGUUCCUCCGUAUGUUUUGAUCAUUAUGUGUUGUACAUCUUAUAGAGUUCAUUCUAUAUUUACCUUAAGACUUUUUAAUGAUCCAGUUGCAAUGGUGUUGUUAUUUGCUAGUCUGAAUGCAUUUCUAGAUGACCAAUGGUAUUUAGGCAGUAUUUUUUAUAGUAUGGCUGUGUCUGUAAAAAUGAAUAUUUUGCUAUUUGCACCAGCACUUCUCAUAGCUUACAUAUGUAAUUUAGGAAUAUUCAAGACAAUAAUACACUUACUUAUAUGUGCCUUAAUUCAGUUAGUAUUAGGUCUUCCUUUUUUACUUAAUAAUCCAUUUGCAUAUAUAAAAGGUGCUUUUAAUCUUGGAAGGAUUUUUGAGUUUAAAUGGACAGUAAAUUGGAGGUUUCUACCAGAACAUAUUUUUGUCCAUUCAUAUUUUCAUGUAUCAUUGUUAAUGUUGCAUAUAUUAACUUUAAUUUACUGUGCAUCAACAUGGAUAAAAUAUAUGAAGUCGUAUGCAAAAUUAAAGUAUAUGGAAAAAAGCUUGCAACCUCAACUAAAAAAGAAAGAGAAAGUAGAUAUGUCUACGAUGAAUCAAUUAUUUAUUUUUCCAAUGUUUGCUGCAAAUUUUAUUGGUGUGACUUUUAGUAGAUCAUUGCAUUAUCAAUUUUACAUAUGGUAUUAUCAUACAUUGCCCUAUAUUGCAUGGUGUACAGACUAUAAGACUGUAAUAAAAUUAACAAUUUUGGGCAUAAUAGAAUUAUGCUGGAACACUUAUCCAAGCACCGUGUUUAGCAGCAUUUCAUUACAUAUAUGUCAUUUGAUGUUGUUAUUUGGUUUUAUGAAACAUAAAUCUAAAACUGAGAAAGGAAAAUAAAUAAUAAAUGAUUUUUGUAUAAUA
This is a messenger RNA of Bombus huntii, 1395 nucleotides long. It is a transcript of the gene Alg3, whose product is annotated as lethal(2)neighbour of Tid protein. Gene Ontology annotation, molecular function: dol-P-Man:Man(5)GlcNAc(2)-PP-Dol alpha-1,3-mannosyltransferase activity. NCBI's taxonomy places the organism in Eukaryota, Metazoa, Arthropoda, Insecta, Hymenoptera, Apidae. Gene Ontology annotation, cellular component: endoplasmic reticulum. The record is from RefSeq and is a predicted model, not a curated record. The coding region runs from base 61 to 1371 and encodes 436 amino acids. The transcript has a single exon.